Molecule: messenger RNA, 1800 nt
Organism: Elephantulus edwardii (Cape elephant shrew)
Lineage: Eukaryota; Metazoa; Chordata; Mammalia; Macroscelidea; Macroscelididae
Gene: MAFB
Product: v-maf avian musculoaponeurotic fibrosarcoma oncogene homolog B
Exons: 2
Coding region: 1-972 (323 amino acids)
Biological process (GO): regulation of myeloid cell differentiation; regulation of transcription by RNA polymerase II
Cellular component (GO): nucleus
Molecular function (GO): DNA-binding transcription factor activity, RNA polymerase II-specific; RNA polymerase II cis-regulatory region sequence-specific DNA binding
Source: RefSeq, a predicted model, not a curated record
AUGGCCGCGGAGCUGAGUAUGGGGCCCGAGUUGCCCACCAGCCCGCUGGCCAUGGAGUACGUCAACGACUUCGACCUGCUCAAGUUCGACGUGAAGAAGGAGCCGCUGGGUCGCGCGGAGCGCCCUGGCCGGCUCUGUACGCGCUUGCAGCCGGCGGGCUCUGUGUCGUCCACGCCACUCAGCACGCCCUGUAGCUCGGUACCCUCGUCGCCCAGCUUCAGCCCGACUGAGCAGAAGACCCACCUCGAGGACCUGUACUGGAUGGCGAGCAACUACCAGCAGAUGAACCCUGAGGCGCUCAACCUGACGCCUGAGGACGCGGUGGAGGCGCUCAUCGGCUCGCACCCGGUGCCACAGCCGCUGCAGAGCUUCGACAGCUUCCGCGGCGCGCACCACCAUCAUCACCACCACCACCCGCACCCGCACCACGCGUACCCUGCCGCCGGUGUGGCCCACGACGACCUGGGCCCUCACGCGCACCCGCACCAUCACCACCAUCACCAAGCGUCGCCGCCGCCGUCGAGCGCGGCCAGCCCCACGCAGCAGCUGCCCACCAGCCACCCCGGGCCAGGGCCACACGCGGGGCCCGCGGCGACUGCGGCGGGCAGCAGCGGCAGCGUGGAAGACCGCUUCUCCGACGACCAGCUCGUGUCCAUGUCGGUGCGCGAGCUGAAUCGCCACCUGCGGGGCUUCACCAAGGACGAGGUGAUCCGCCUGAAGCAGAAGCGGCGGACCCUGAAGAACCGGGGCUACGCCCAGUCGUGCAGGUAUAAACGCGUCCAACAGAAGCACCACUUGGAGAACGAGAAGACACAGCUCAUUCAGCAGGUGGAGCAGCUCAAGCAGGAGGUGUCCCGGCUGGCCCGCGAGAGAGACGCCUACAAGGUCAAGUGCGAGAAACUCGCCAACUCCGGCUUCAGGGAGGCGGGCUCCACCAGCGACAGCCCCUCCUCUCCCGAGUUCUUUCUGUGAGUCGUGGCCGGUCUGGGCCCCAGCCUUGAACUGUUUGACUUGGAGAGGGAGGAAGGGCGCGCGGGCUGCGGGCGGGCGCGCGGGCGGUUAGGGGACCUUGGCCAAGGCGAGGGCAUUGCGCGCCAGCGCCGCCUCCUAGACUCGAGAAGAGCCAGGGGCAGAGCAGAGGGUGGGAGGUCCCUAAGCAACUUUAUUCUGGGCCUGAGGGCGGCGAGGCACAGUCCUAAGGCGUCGCCAAGGCCAACCCGAUGCUCCCGGCUUUCUGAACUUUGCGCGCUUAGCCGGGGCCGCUUCCUCGCUGUCCGGAGCGCGGUCUCCCCAGGAAAAGAGCGGCGAGGAGAGGGACACUGGCGUACCCGCAGGCGUGAGCCAAAGCUGAGCGGAGGAAGGACAGAUGGACCGGUCUGUCCAGGGUCGGGAGAACACUGCCUCUCAGCCCGGGGUUGCGCGCGGGCCUCAGGACGCUCGGCGCGCAAAUUUCAUCAGUUUUAUUGCCUGCUCGAUUAUAUAGAAAAAAAAAAUACGAAAAUCUGCAUUAAAAAUAUUAAUCCUGCAUGCUGGACAUGUAUGGUAAUAAUUUCUAUUUUGUACCAUUUUCUUGUUUAACUUUUAGCAUGUUGUUGAUCAUGGAUAAUAACCCCCUUGUGUUCUCGGGUGGAAGGAAUCGCAGUUUGGGAACUCCAGCCGCUGCGUGCGCGCUGUUUGAGUUUCAGUCCCGGCUGUCGGCUUGUAAAUACCCGCCCCGCCAAAACGCAUAGAAAACGUGGCCACAAGCUGAGUGUCUUUGUUUGAGUUUAUGAUGAUGAAAAAAAAAUUUUUUUUGUAAGU